AUGAGAAAUUCUAAAAUUGAUACCGUAUUAAAGAUGUUUAGAAAAGACGAAUUGGAUUCUAGGAAAAGACAGAGUAAACGAGAUGAAAACAUAAGGAAAAGGAUCGAACAUGAUUUGAACAAAAAACGGAAGAAUGUUCAUUCUACUUACAAUAGAAGAAAAGGAUUACCUGGUACAGUGUUAUCGCUUAGACCAUCGUCUCCCAUAAUUUGUAAGAAAACUUCAUCAGUAUUUGAAGUCAGUCAAAUAAUGACAGCCAAAAGAGAGAAUUGUAUUUUAGUGGUGGAUGAUAAAGGCGAUUUAAAGGGUAUUUUCACUGCUAAAGAUUUAGCUUUUAGAAUAGUAGGUUCAGGAUUGAAUGCUAAUAAUGUUACAAUCGAUCAAAUAAUGACACCUAAUCCAUUGAGUGUUAAUUCUAUAACACCUGCUUCCGAUGCUUUGACUUUGAUGGUAGAGAAAGGGUUCAGACAUUUGCCCAUAUUGGAUAAUGAAAGUAAUGAUAUAAUAGGUGUUUUAGAUAUAACCAAAUGUUACUCUCAACAGAUGGAAAAGUUGGAAAAAUUACACCAGUCGAGUAAGAAACUUUAUGAAGCUUUGGAUAAUGUUAAUUCCCAAUUAGGUAAUCAGAACCAACCAUUACAAGUAUUUAAAUACUUUGAAGAUUUAAAAGAUAAGAUGAAUGGACCAACAUUGGAUUCUGUUUUGGAUGAUUCUACUGUGCCUGUUUAUUGUUCCAUCAGAACUACAGUUUAUGAAGCUACAGUGUUGAUGAAACAACAUAAUACUACUGCAGUUUUGGUGAAAGAUUUAGAUGAUAAAGUCAAUGGUAUUUUCACUUCAAAAGAUGUUGUUUUAAGAGUCAUUGCUACUGGUUUAGAUCCUAAAAAUUGUUCUAUAAUAAGAGUUAUGACCCCUAAACCUGAUUUGGCUACUCAAACAUUAUCCAUUCAAGAAGCUUUGAGGAAAAUGUUUGAUGGUCAUUAUUUAAAUUUACCUGUCGUGGAUGAUGAUAAGGAAAUCAUUGGGAUUGUAGAUGUGUUAAAAUUAACUUAUGCCACAUUGAAUCAAAUAAAACAAAUAGACGGAGAGGAAGUUGAAAUGAGCCAGACUAUUACUGAAAAAGACGAGGGCCCCGCAUGGAAUAAGUUUUGGACUACUUUGAAUGACACUGACUCUUUCCAUUCAGAUACUAUUUCAAAUCCUCAGGAUUCAGCAUUACCUUCAGAAACAUUGAAUGUUGAUAUCCAGCCUUCAGAUUCUAUAAGUGUGACUGGGAGAAAGGAGUCAGCAAUGGUUGCCAGUGAUUCUAAAGUUUCAAUAAUACCUGACCAAUUUAUUUUCAAAUUUAAGUCUCCUCUGAUUGAGAAUCAUGUUCAUCGUAUUUUAGUUUCACCAACUGAAGGGAUCGAUAAGUUAAGGGAAUUAAUCGAUUCCAAACUUCAACCUUCAGAUUAUGAAGCAUUAAAUGUCCCCACAGAUUUCAAAUAUGCCAUCAGUUAUGUCGAUGAUGAAGGAGAUAUCGUUUCCAUAACAUCUGACCAUGACAUGAUAGACUGUAUCAGAAUACAUAGUUCCAAGAGUGAUAAAGCUAACUUAUACCUCCAUGAUCCUUUCAAGCCAUUACACAAAGAAGCUAUUAAAAGAAAAUCUGGAGUUUUAGUAAGUAAUGAGAUGUUAAUUGGUGGAAGUUUAAUGAUUAUAGGAUUGAGUGCCUUAAUAGGAUAUGCUCUUAGAAGAAAUUAA
Yamadazyma jaroonii is the source of this 1743-nucleotide messenger RNA. The record is from the annotation of a GenBank genome assembly. NCBI's taxonomy places the organism in Eukaryota, Fungi, Ascomycota, Pichiomycetes, Serinales, Debaryomycetaceae.